CGAUACCAGUAAAGCGAGGGAAAGUGUAAAUUAAAAAUAGAUAUUUAUGAGUUGAUUAAGUGUAUCAAAAUUGUUAUUCCUAACAUUGGCCCAUGAUUCCCAAAGAAAUUAUUAGAAGGAUUUCGAUUGCCCGUCAAAAUAUUGAAAAAAACUAAGACUGUAUUUGAAAGUCUAUUGUGAAGCCUACGGACAAAAAUUUUUUCUUGUAAUUCCAACAAACAGCGGAAAAUCACUUAUCAUUGGAUCAACGAAAGAUGAACAUUUUCGCCCCUCAUUCAACUCUAUAUUAUCCGAAGAUUUUUAUAUUUGCUGUUGAAAAAUAUCUCUUGUUAUCGUGAAACAAUUUGCUGAAUAAAUUACUGUUACUUUUGAUUAAGCCCGGGAGAACUUCAAGGGUACCAAUCAUCAUCAUUACAGCCACAACCACAUCAUCAUCAUAUUGUUAAAACCUUUGGCAAUCUUGCAUUGGAUUUAAUUUCACUUCAAUUGAGAGUGUAAUUGAGCAUUCACAUUUUAACAUCAACAAACUCGUCAAAUCAUUCUCAAAUCAAAAAGCAAUCAAUCAGUGAAGUGAAAAUAGACGUUAAGGUAUCAAAAAACAUCUAUUUUCAUCUUGUUCAUUAGCGAGUGAAAAAAGUGUAACAGUGUUAAAACACUUCUUGACAUUCAUCAUUUCCUAGUAUUCAUUUAACUAUUACGUUUUAUUUUUUCAAUUUCUCAGUGUUAACCAUGAUUUGGUAUAUUACUCUAUUCAUAUCUGUUUGGAUGAUUAAUCCAAGUGAUUGUUUGGCCAGUAAAUCCUGUUCUCCUUCUUGUUUCACCUCCGUCUUCAGUUUGGCCAAUGACACCCGUAAAAGUGAAUGCGCUUCCAGAGUCAACUGUCUAGCCCAAGCAACCUUUCAUGUUAUCCAGCGUGGUUCCUUUGAAGAAGAAGUCAAUAUAACUGUGGUUGGUUAUGGAUUAAAGCAUGGUGUUGAGCGAACAAUCGCAUUCACACUCAACAAUACACAUGAACAGAUUGAAUAUCUGUGCCAAAUGACUGGACAAGGCAAACUUCAAGCAAUGGUUAUCCAAGGAUCCAAAUCAAACUUUCCAACAAACGAAGUUCGAAAUGUCAGUGGAGCAUUAAUCUGCCAAUGGACUUUUGGUAAAGAUGACUACAAAUGGCCUACACAUGCCAACUAUUCAAAAAUUAACUUGCUAGAAGCCAGGAACUACCAGAUAUCUCUGAGAUCGGAUAAUGUAACCAAAGUCGUCGCACGCGAUCUUUCAAAGCUACCAAUCUAUCGAAUGAAUUUCCUUCGAUGCUGCUACAAACCUCACGGUGGACUGAAUUACCUCUUUAUUAGCAACCAAACCACUCACGACACCAACUUUUACCUUCAAGCCUUUCCUCCCAUUCCUAAAACCAUGCAAGUUAACCUAGUGAACCCAAAAGGGGGUGAAUUUAGGAUCAUCUGUAACUCAUCAAACGCCUUCAAUGCUUCAGUUAAAGUUGGAUCUCGAUGGGCACCCAUGAGAGACUUGCGUUUCUAUGAGAUUGUGAAAAGAGAAGCACCUUUCCCUGAUUUCCGUUGUGUUUGGUCUCAGCCUUUAAAGCUCGUUGAGUCAAGUGGAUCCAUUGAUACACGCAAUGGCAGAUAUAAUCUGGAAAUUAUGUCCGACGGAAAGUCAACUUAUCGAGAACCAACAAUUGGCUUACAUGGCGCUUCUCAUUCGUUAUUUGCUAGUUUCACUUUGAUUUUAAUUUCCGUACUCUUCCAUCUGCUUGUGUGAUUAAUAAUUUUAUGUUCGUCAUAAAAUAUUUAUUUGAUUGCUCCAGGUGAACCAAUUAAUCUAUCAGACAGGUAAACAUGAUUUACUUGUGUGCAAUUCAACUUUUCUCAAAAUUGUUUCAUUAUUACCUGAAAGCUGUAAAAAGUCAACCAUAAUUAUACAGACAGAAACCAAAAAAAAAGGGCAGCAAAAGGUGCCAUUAAGUCUUUAGCAUUAUCAAUGAUUCACAAUGAUUAUUCAAUAUGCUCAUUAACCUUAGAUAUAAACUGUUUCCACGCCCGAUUAUCAUGUAUAUUAAUAGACUUUCAAUGUAAUUUAAUGUACAGCCCAUGAAUAUUGACACUAAUUGACACUGUUAAUUCAAAUGAAGAAUGGUAAUCAAACAAAACAAAAAAUGAAAUGUCAACAAACCAAACGUUGACAGUUGAUUGAAAAAAUGAGAUUAAAUCAAAUGAAUUGUGAAUAAAAAACGUGACAACAAAUUUCAAUCAUUCAUUAAUUUUCAAUAAAAACUGGAAAGAUAUUUUGAUUAUCAGGCAAACAAAACACUGAACAUUUAAUGAACCGAGCAAAAUACAAAAUUUAAAACAUUGAUCAGCAAAAAGACUGUUGCAUUAAAAAAUCAAUAGAUGUCGUUACAACACCAACAAUCGACCCAAUAGUUUCAAUUAAAUUAACAAUUGAUUAAAUCCAUCAACUCUGUAACAAUGACAAUAAUUUAUUAAAACAUUCAUUAAAGUUAA
Messenger RNA from Tetranychus urticae (two-spotted spider mite), 2519 nucleotides. RefSeq lists its product as uncharacterized. NCBI's taxonomy places the organism in Eukaryota, Metazoa, Arthropoda, Arachnida, Trombidiformes, Tetranychidae. The record is from RefSeq and is a predicted model, not a curated record.